Molecule: messenger RNA, 3370 nt
Organism: Esox lucius (northern pike)
Lineage: Eukaryota; Metazoa; Chordata; Actinopteri; Esociformes; Esocidae
Product: adhesion G-protein coupled receptor F1
Exons: 15
Coding region: 146-2767 (873 amino acids)
Biological process (GO): G protein-coupled receptor signaling pathway; cell surface receptor signaling pathway
Cellular component (GO): membrane
Molecular function (GO): G protein-coupled receptor activity
Source: RefSeq, a predicted model, not a curated record
AAUAAACAAGGAAGAUAAACCAGUCCAUCAGGUGUAUCACAGAAAAAGAGCCAUCCAGGAAAAAGACUUGAUCAAUAGUGGAGAUUUUUAGUGGCAAGUUGACAAAAGACUUUGUUUGUUUAAUAACGCUUAGAAUCGUACAGAUAUGGCCUUACACAAGACAAUGUUUUACAUAACUGUCCUCUUCAUAUUAUGCGCUUGUCAGGGAAAACAUGAUUGCUUGCAAACUCCAACUGAAAGAAAGCAAUCACCCCUGGAUACAUCGGAGGUUCUUUCUAGAGAAAAGAGAGAUGAGAGAGCAGCCAUCUUUGAAGAAAUUGCUACAAUUAAGAUAGAAAUAAUUGAUAUUCCAGAUGACAUAAUAGAGCUAAUAAAGGAAACAUUGAGUACACUGACCUACCCCUACUCUUUCCUCAAUGUGGUUAAUGUAACAGCUGCAAACAUUUCUACUGUAUGCUACCCAAACAGCACAUGCGUAUGUGGGGAGCAGUAUGGUUGGCCAUGCGACAAGUGUCUCUCUUAUGGGUCCUGUGACAAGAUCUCUAAGAACAUGUGUGGAUGUAUCAAUUCAAUUCCUAGUGAUGGACAGUUCUGUCAGACAAUCACAAAUAUCACAGCAUGUCCAUCUCCCACACCAGUUUCAGAAACAAUACUGUACUUAAAUUUUACUAUGGACCUCACCUUUGACCCUGCCUUCAAUGACGUAAAUAAGGAAAUGUUCAAAGAAAUUAAUCAGACUAUCAGAGACGUAUAUCAGAGAGACAUGAAAGGGUUCAUAUCAUCAACGUUAAAUGGCUUUUUGAAGGGAAGUGUUAUUGCAUAUUAUACUGUCAAGACAACCAUUGUCAGCAAUUUGGAUAUUGCAAAUGCAAAAGCCGAUAUUGUCAAACAACUGGGACAGAAAUAUAAAAUAAGUUUUACCUGCUUAAAUGAUCCAGUAUUUGGCAAUGGACAAGUUAAUGAUAUAGUUGCAGCUGACUGCAAAUCAAAUGAAGUGGGUGAAAAGAUUGCUAUCUGUCUAGAAAAUGGAACGUUUUCAAUUUUGGAGGAUACCUGUGUCUUACAAAACAUUCAAACACUAUUUAAGGAAUCUCAGACUUUAAAUGGGACAGAUCUUCCAUCUUUUUUGGAAAGACUCAGCAAUAAUACUCGUAACCUCACAGAGGGAAUAGUUCAAUCUCCGCCAAGUAUUUCAGCUAUUGUUGAUAUUCUGGCAAAUGUUGCAAAUGUGUCCCAAAGUACCACUAUAAACAGAUUUUUGAUGAAGAAUUUUCUGGAAACGACAGACGUUCUAACUUCAAAUGGGGCAAGAAACUCCUGGAAUGUUUUAAAUGCCAAUUUUUCAAAAAAAUCGAAUGCAAAAUUGCUGGGAAGCAUUGAAAACAUUUCAAAUUUCCUGACCAAUGACUCCUUUGAAAUAGAAACACAGCUCAUUAUUUUAAACAAAACCACAUUCAACAGUUUUCUAAAUAAUGGAUUUAAUUUGAACUCAUCGGUUCAGAUAGACAUAUCGACAUUGAAUUCUUCCUUCAAUUCAAUCACCACCAUUGCAUUUGCCUCCAUGAAUAAUGUUUUACCCAUCAGAAAAAGCAGUCUGGACGACAACAUCAGCUCUAUCAAUGGAGAAGUAGUGCUGGUCAAAUCAAAUACCACAAUCAAUAACGUGACUUUCCGUUUUGAUGUACUGAACAAGACCCUCGGUAAUCCUCAGUGUGUCUUUUGGAACUUCACCCAUUUUGACGGCCUUGGAGGAUGGGAUGAUACAGGAUGUCAACUGCAGUCUAAUGGGAAUGGCAUGGUCACCUGUAACUGUAACCAUAUUACCUCCUUCUCCAUUUUGAUGUCACCAGACGCUCCAGAUAAUCCAGUUCUCUCUUACAUUACAUUCAUUGGCGUAGGCAUAUCGAUGGGUAGUUUAGUCUUAUGUCUAAUCAUUGAGGCUAUAGUCUGGAAUGCAGUGACCAGAAACAACACCUCCUACAUUCGUCACGUUGCCAUUGUGAACAUUGCUGUGUCUCUCCUGAUUGCUGACAUGUGGUUCAUUAUUGGUGCCUCUAUUUCAGAACGAGACCCACUACCUGCCAGUCCAUGUAAUGCAGCUACAUUUUUCAUCCACUUUUUCUACCUUGCUCUUUUCUUCUGGAUGUUGAUCACAGGACUUCUGCUGCUCUACCGGACAUUCAUGUUUUUUUCACAAAUGUCAAAAUCAAGCAUGCUGGCUAUAGGUUACACAGUGGGCUACGUAGCACCGUUUAUCAUUGCUGUUAUUACUGUGGCCGCUACAGCGCCAGGAAGUGCCUACAUUAGGGAAGGUGGUCCAUGCUGGCUCAACUGGUACCAGUCCAAGGCCCUACUUGGCUUUGUAAUCCCAGCCCUGAUCAUAGUGGCCAUCAACUUUGUGAUCCUGAUUGUGGUUCUGUACAAAAUGCUGAGGAGAGGUGUGGGAGACAUCAUUCAUCCGGAUGAAAUAAAUACUUUGGUUAUCAUCACCUACUGCCUUGCUAUUCUGACUCCCAUCUUUGGCCUUACUUGGGGACUGGGAGUGGGAAUCAUGGUUGAUCCAACAAAUAAGGGAAUCCAUAUUGUGUUUGCCCUCUUCAACUCAUUGCAGGGUUUCUUGAUUUUGGUGUUUGGAACACUUUUAGACAAAAAGGUUCAAGAAGCCCUUAAAAUAACAUUCCCUUUAAUGAAUGUGUCAUCCAACCAAACAAUGAGCCCAAGUAGUGAUGCAUCAUCAACCAUUGGACUAGAAACAUUUAAGACAUGAGGAAGAAGAAAUUCAGAUGUUUUCAAUUUUUCUGUGCAAUCAGAUUUUCCCAUUAGAGUAAGUUCUAAAGAAUAGGAUUUUUUUAAUAACAAAUAAAAAAUGUCUCUGCAACAGGUAGAUGUAGCUUUAUCCCCAGCAAGAAUUUGUUUUUCCAUGUGCCAUGCUGAACUCUGAGGUUACGUAAUAUACAGUUAUGUUCUGAAAUAAUUGGACACUGACACAAGUUUUGUUAUUUGGUCCAUUUACCAAAAUAUAUUCAAGUUACAGCUGAAUAUGAAAUGAAUGUGCUUAAAGUGCAGUCUCUCACCUUUAAUUUGGGGGUAUUCACAUCCAAAUUGGAGUAAGAGUUUUGGAAUUACAGCUCUUUAUGUAGCCCCCUCUGUUUCAAUGGAUCAAAAGUAAUUGGAUGAUUGACUCAAAAGCUAUUUUGUGGACAGCUGUGUGCUGUUCCUUCAUUUUUUCAUCAAUUAAGCAGUUAAAAGGCCUGAAAUUGAUUCCAGGUGUGGCAUUUGCAUUUGGGAGCAGUUUCUAUGAACCCAGAACAUGCAGUCAAAGGAGCUCUCAACAAAAAACAAAAAAACUCACUGGUGCCCUUUGAAACAC